AACCUCUGGAGCUCAGUCAAGCACAACCCUUCUCUGGAGAACAAGCAUCUUGCUUCUCAGGACCACAGCCAAGAAAAACAUUGCUCGCCUCACUAUGAACACCAAGAUGGUCGUCACCCUCCUCGCACUUUUUCUGGUCUCCGCUGCUCUGACAGAAGAUGUCUCCGUGCCUCCGAAAGAAAGUGAGCUUCGGUGCCAGUGUAUAAGUACUCAUGCCACUAUCAUCCCUCCUUCUAAAAUCCAGGAUGUUAGACUGAUGCAAAGUGGGCCCCACUGCAGUAAUGUUGAAGUUAUUGUUACUCUUAAGGACAGUCGACAAAUAUGCCUGGACCCCACCAGGAACUGGGUGAAGGUGAUCAUCAAGGCCAUACUCAAGAAUGCUCAAGGCAGUGUCUAAUCCCAACUAGAAGGAACAUAUCAAGAUUUUCUUUAUUGAAAUAAACUGAUCAUCAAGCCUACUUUUUUAAAAAAAGCAUUUACUGUAUAUCUACUUUGUUAGAAAGCCUUUUUUAAAAGGAUUUGUCACAAAUGCACUGAAAAUGCCAUAUGAGGAAAGUGUAAAGAUGUGACAGGAAUUGAAGAAAAUUUGGAAAGUGGAACAAAUAGCUGAAAUAAAUAUGAUUGUCUGUC
This is a messenger RNA of Pogona vitticeps (central bearded dragon), 630 nucleotides long. RefSeq names its product interleukin-8. The record is from RefSeq and is a predicted model, not a curated record. Gene Ontology annotation, cellular component: extracellular region. Lineage: Eukaryota; Metazoa; Chordata; Lepidosauria; Squamata; Agamidae. Gene Ontology annotation, molecular function: chemokine activity. Gene Ontology annotation, biological process: immune response; chemotaxis; defense response.